Messenger RNA from Porites evermanni, 1280 nucleotides. The record is from the annotation of a GenBank genome assembly. Lineage: Eukaryota; Metazoa; Cnidaria; Anthozoa; Scleractinia; Poritidae.
AUGUGUUAUCUUCUUUCAAGUAUGAAGGAUAAGGGGAAAAUGGUUGUUUGACACUACCUGUGCCUAACCCAUCAAACAAGUUCCUCUUCACCACUCCUAAAACUAUUACAACUUCAAAUGACAAAUGUUUGAUGCAAAUUAUGAGUGUGAAUAACACGCUUGGCCAAUUUUUUAUAGACAAGGCCCACUGUAUUAACUGCUGGGGGUUUAAUUUCGGCCCAGUUACUCCAGCCUAGGGUCACUAAAGGAUUAUGGUGUACCUAUAGUGGCCCUGAGCACUAGAUAUGUUAUGUAAACAUAUCAGAAUGUCGUAAAAUACUGUUUGGAAGUAAGAUCUUGAAGGAAUUGUUAAUGUUUUAGCCAAUUUUUUAACAGAUUUUGCGCGUGAUAAUAGGACAUUUAAAGAUGGCGUAUUCUAUCACACGAAGAACUGUUAGCUGAAGUUUUGAGAGAAAAUGACGAAGAAUAUGGCAGUUUCGACAACUCCGAAUCAGACGAAGGGGAAGAGGAUGACAUGAUGUGCAGUAGUCCACUCAAGUCUCAUUAGCAUACAACUAAUAGCAGGAGUUUUGCUUUUCCGCCAUUGCAUCCAUCAAGUCGUUCGCAUGUGUUUUAUGGUUCGCCUUUGCUGCCAUAUAAACUAUUCACUUAGGCCUUUAGAUUUCCAAUACCUUAUUAUAUUUGAAUGUCCUCCACUAAACUAUUAUUUCAAAACAGUAUAUUUGUCUGCAGGUUGUCUGAAAUAUUCGUUGUUUUCUGUUGAAUUUUUUUGUCAAAAAUGAAUGAGCCUUUUGAUAGCGUGUGCAAAUAUAGUAUUGAUUGUAAUUGCUUUUUUCGUUAGGAGUUCAUAUCAACUUUAAAUGAUAACAUGGUGCAUCAGCUAUGUGUAGGGGUACUGAGUCGGGGUGUUCAGAGUAUGGAGUAUAUAGACCGUCUUGUGAUCAUGGAGGAUGGUGAUGAUGAUGACAAUGGUGUGAAUAAUUUUGAAGAAAGUGAGGAGACUUCACCUACAGACAGUGGAUGUUCAAAGCCUCCACUCUGGGAACCAGCACCAGACUGGUGCAAAUGCAGACACUGUUAACCUAUGGCUCGAGAGAUUGAGAACAAAUGCUGUGGACAAAGAAAGUGUGACACAACAAAUAGACAUUUUAAAAAACUGUGUCUGCAUCCAGAAGUACUCGAACUGUGCAUUAGAAAUAAGGCAGAUAUUAGGAAUGACCGUGAGGAUACCAGUACAUCUUCCUUCCGCAAAGCUGCUAACAGACAAUUUAGCUUCUAAA